UCGCUUGUGUUUGACCGACCAAACGGAACGAAACGCAGAACACAGUGAACCAAAACAAAGAAAAAUGGGUAAACGAGGACGAGCAGCUAAGAAAUCAGGGGCAAACCCAGCAGCUAGUGGCUCGCGUCCGACGACGAGAGGAAGGUCACAGAAUUCGUCACCAAAUCCGCCCCCAAAUUCCCCACCAAAUCCGACAGUAAAUCCGCCUCUAAAUCCGCACCUAAACCCCCCAGCAAAUCCGACCCCAAAUCCCCUACCAAAUCCGUCAGUAGGUCCGCCAGUAGGUCCGGUAGUAGUUCCGGUAGUAGUUCCGCCACCAGGUCCGCCAGUAAAUCCGCUACCAAAUGCACAGCCAAAUGCGCCACCAAAUCCUCAACACCCUGGAUUCGCCAUCAGUUCUUUCCUUCUGGAGCAGCUCAAAGAGCAAAAAGAUGCGGUGCUGCUACUUCAGAAGGAACUUCAGACGCUAAAAGAGCAAAGAAAGAGAGAACAGCAGAGUUGGUCCAACGAGAGGAGGCAGCUGCAAACUCAAAUAAGAAAUCAGGAUCAACAACUCACGCAGGCCCAGACCCAGGCCCAUUACUGGCAACAGCCACCUUACUUCUUGGCUCCACAGGUGACACCAAGCCGCCAUUACUUUCCGGUGCCGCCAGUGCCACAAGCUCCCGCCGAAUCAAACCAGCAGGUUGUUUCAUUAUUAAAGAAACUUGUCAAGACCCGGUACGCUGGUAAUCGGCGCGGGCAGCAAGGAGGAGGGCCAGCACAUAUCUGA
Molecule: messenger RNA, 772 nt
Organism: Belonocnema kinseyi
Lineage: Eukaryota; Metazoa; Arthropoda; Insecta; Hymenoptera; Cynipidae
Exons: 3
Coding region: 65-772 (235 amino acids)
Source: RefSeq, a predicted model, not a curated record